CUUAAAUAUUUUCAAUGUCGCUGUUGUCGCUCCAUUUAAUUUUGUGACAGAUUAAAAAAAAAAGUGAAAUAAAUUUCUGCCCGGUGUUAAAUAUAUUUAAAAGUGUUUACAAUAAUAUAAUUUAUAUAAUAUUUCAUACUAAGAGAAUUUUAAUUCUGAUUCAACUUAUACAAAUUUUUAUUGUUAACAAUAAAUACAGUGUUCCUUUUCUGGAGUAUUUAUAGGUUAUGUGUGUAAUGCAUUUGCAAAAAUUGUAAAAAUGGUGCGAAAUUUAUCAAGAAAUGGUCAAAAAACUUUAUUUUAUGUCGGUUGUGCAUGUGUAGGAGCAUAUGUUGCUUAUCGUUAUUGGAAAAAGAGACUUUUAAAGAGCAUCGAUGAAGGAUUUGAAGAAGUUUCAAAGAUGGACGAUACCAAUGAAAGAAGAGUUCUUCUUCUUGGUUUAGAAGGAUCAGGAAAGACGUCUCUGAUGAAUCAAGCAACAGCUUCCAAUUCUGAUAAUACCUCUUAUGUUGUUCCACCUCCACCAACUCAUGGAUUUGCUGUUUAUCGAUUGGGAAAUGGACAAUAUACUUAUAAUGUUUGGGAAAUUGGUGGAGCAGAAGAUACAAAACAAUAUUGGAAUAAUUUCCUUCAAGACACCGAUCUUUUGGUGUUUAUGUUUGAUUCUUCAUCAGAAAUGCACAAAUUAUCCGUUGCCGUAUCAACUUUUAAACAAUUAUUAGGAGAUUCGAGAAUUGAUAAUGUUCCAAUAUUAGUAGUUGCUAAUAAACAGGAUGCUCCAAAUGCACUCAGGCCAGACGAAAUAGCUAAAGCAUUAGAUCUGAUUAGUAUUUCGCCUUCUAAACAUAAAAUCGAAGUGAUUGGUUGUCAAACUCGUCCUUUACCUGAUCUUCCUCCAGGUACUAAGGAAUAUACUUACCAUCAUCCUUCCGUAGAUGUAGUAAAGAAAAAAAUAUUUGUUAUGGCGACUGCUUAAAAUGACUUUUUUAUAUUACAUAAAAUAGUUUUAAAAAAUGAAGAAUAUCUAGAAUCUACAUGUGCAUUGAGCACUUUAUUUUUUUAUUAAACGUUAAAGCUUUGAUAAUACUUUGGUCUCGUAUUGUAUAAUUAGUCAUAAACUUUUGUUAAACAACUAUUAACUUUUACCAUCUUUGUAUGUAUUGUUCUUAACACUUUUGUGUACAAGAUAAAAAAGUUGUUUUAAAAUUUUGUUAGCUUUAUUAUUUUUAAUUACUUUCACUAAAAAAAAAAGUCUGUUAACAAAUGAGAACAUUUCACGUACGAAAAUGAAAAAAGUUAAUGAAAAUUAUAAGUUUAUUUUUUUUAUUGUAAUUUACAAUUUUCUGAAAAAAUAAAAAUGUUCUGAUUUAAAAAAAAGCUUUAUAUAUAGGUUAAUAAUUAUAUAUUUUGAUUUUCUGUGAUAUCUUUGUUAUCUUUGUGCACACUAUUCUAUCAAAGUUGUUAAAUCAAUGUAAAUACAUAUUUAGAUGAAAAAAAAAAAAAACUUUUCAUUACGUGUAUUAUAUAAAACAAUAUUUAUUACUUCAAACUCUGAGUACUUUUAUGUUUUAACAAAUAAUCAUGAUUUUUAUACAACAUAAAACAAGAAUGAAUAUAAAUAUUAAGUAAUAAAAA
Leptopilina boulardi is the source of this 1635-nucleotide messenger RNA. RefSeq lists its product as uncharacterized. NCBI's taxonomy places the organism in Eukaryota, Metazoa, Arthropoda, Insecta, Hymenoptera, Figitidae. The record is from RefSeq and is a predicted model, not a curated record. Gene Ontology annotation, cellular component: microtubule cytoskeleton; cytoplasm. Gene Ontology annotation, molecular function: GTPase activity; GTP binding. The transcript is spliced from 4 exons. Bases 260 to 976 code for a protein of 238 amino acids.